AUGAAGUUAGCACUUGUCUUGGGUCUUUGCUGCCUUGCCUUAGCUUGGGGGAAACCGUCAACAUACACAGACAAGUAUGACAACGUCAACGUUGAUGAAGUGUUAGAAUCCGAUCGCCUAUUGAAAGGGUAUGUUGAAUGUCUGAUGGACAGAAGCAGGUGCCCUCCAGACGCGAAGACCUUGAAGGAAACCCUCCCAGAUGCAUUAGAAAACGAAUGUAAGAAAUGUACGGCGAAACAAAAGACCAACGCGGACAAAGUCGUAAGGCACUUGGUGAACAAGCGUCCGGCUUUAUGGAAGGAGUUGGCCUCAAAAUACGACCCAAAAGACCAGUACCAACAGAGAUACAAGGACAAGAUUGAAGCUGUCAAAGAAGCAUAA
Molecule: messenger RNA, 381 nt
Organism: Pieris macdunnoughi
Lineage: Eukaryota; Metazoa; Arthropoda; Insecta; Lepidoptera; Pieridae
Source: the annotation of a GenBank genome assembly